Messenger RNA from Paramecium octaurelia, 1980 nucleotides. The record is from the annotation of a GenBank genome assembly. Lineage: Eukaryota; Ciliophora; Oligohymenophorea; Peniculida; Parameciidae.
AUGAACCUUUUUGCAGAAUUUGUUAAUCUUCACUAUUCCCCAUCCCCUUAAGAGCAACAACUCCUAGAAGAAAUCAAAGCUGAGAACUUGAUAUAACCAAUUGAAGAAUAAGCAGAUCCUUUCAAAUUCAAAGGGCUCCUUGAUUCCUACUUAGAUUCCUACAACAGAACUUAACCACCAAAAAUCAAAGAUCAUCUCAUUAAGUUCCAUUAACCAAUAUCAGAUUGGGUUGAUCAACCUGUAUUUUUGUGGGAAAUCCCUCGGGAUGUCUUAGACCAAUUAAAUAGAGGAUACUUUAAAUUAUAAAAUAUAAGACAUAAUCAUGGCUCAGAAUCAGUUAUGUUGACUCAACAACUCAAAGCAGCCCAAGAUCAUACAGAAAAAUCAUACUUCUCAAUGUCCUUGUAAAAAUACCUUGAUUACUUACAUGACCCAAUAGAUUUCUUCUUCAGGAACAAAUAAUAUAAUCCAAACAAAAUUCUCUCCUUGUUUGAUUUAUAAAUUGAGAGUUGGGAAGAAGAGUCCUUUAAAUUAUAUGAAUACAUCCCUUAAUGCUUUUUAAAGGAGGAUGGCUUGAGUUAUUUAAGAACAAAAAUCAAAAAUGUUAAUGAACUCUAAAUUAACAUCAUGGCUCCAGGGAGUUGGUAAGGAGCAAAGCAAGAACCUGGAGCAGUCAAUCGAAUUAACUUGAAUCAUGGACCUGGAGACUGUUUAUGGAUUGUUAUUGAUCCAGAACAUAUUGAAAACUUAUUCUAAAAUGAAAAACAAUUUAUUCUAUAACAAGGAGAUUACUAUUUAUAAAGAGAAUGCUUACAGAAAUAUGGCAUCCCUUAUAAGAGAUUCAUUUAAAAACCCGGAGACCUCGUUAUUUUAGGGGCAGGAGCCUACUAUCAAAUGGAAUGCUUAUCUACUACAAUCACCACUGGUUGGAGCUACUUGGCUAUGAAUUCAUAUUCAUAUCAACAAAUGAUGAGACGAUAAUAGAUCAAUAUCAAAUACUAAAUAAAGCCUGAGUUCCCUCUCAAAAACCUAUUCUUGGAUAUAUAUAUCCAUAAUAAGAAUGACCAAUUGAGAAUCUAUCUCCUAGAAUUCAUAAAUUAAGAACAAAAAGUAAUAAGAGAAUUGAUUCAAAAAAAGAAGGUCUACACAUUGGAUAUCAAUUAUUUAAUGAGGAAACAUUGCUUUUGUGUUGAAUGCAAAGAAGAAAUAUUUUUAUUUUGUUAUCAAAUCUAGCAAAAAGUCCUUUGUUUGAAAUGUGACAAAAACUAUUAGGUUCAAUGUUAAUACAAUGUCAACAUUUUAUAACUUCUCUUAUCCUCUGAAGAUUCAAUAAAAUGUUCGUAUCAUUAUUGUUCUUAAUAUGAAUAACAAAACAUUAAAUGCACAGCUAAAUUUAAACAAUCAAAAAAGAAGAAACCUAAAAGUCCUUAAUCAAUAAAGGAGAGUUCCACUUCAAAUAUAGAGAAUGUACUCAGAUAGAAGAGUUAUAUUUAAGAAGAGGAAAAAGAAUCUAAUCAAUAAAAACAAAUUAAGAAAUCAGAUAAAAAACAAAAUAAUCGGGAACUCAAAGUGAAAGUUGAAUAAGUUGACUCAUUUAAACAACUCAAACCUUAAAAACAUUAAACUAACAAAGAUAUAUAAAAUUAAGAAUCAAAAUCAAUAUAAAACCCAGAAAAGAUGGAUGAUGAUAGCAACAAAGUAAUUUAGAUUGUAGAUGAACCUCCUAAUCUUAAGACAUAUGUAAUAACAACCAGAAAGAGAUAGUAAAUAUUGGAAAUUAAAAAAGAUGAAGAAAUAAAGAAAAAGAAAUAAUCAUCUGUUAAACCAGUAAUUAAAUCAGAUAAACAGAAACAAAAAUUCACAUCUAUUUACAACAAAGUUAGAUUGUCUGAAGAAGAAAUGAAUGAGAUCUUAGGUCUUUAAAACUAGCAAGCACAAGACAGAAUUUACAAAAAAGGAGAGAAGAUUUUAACUCUUUGA